AUGUCCAUCAAGUUGUACACCGAACCCUCAAGCACAUUGCACCAGGAGUUUGCAGAUUCAGAAAUGAAUCUGCAAAGUGACGUUCUUUUCAAACGAGCGGUCGUUACAGCAGGAACCUGGAUCUUAUACACUUAUCCAAACUUCAAUGACAAAGAAUCUGGUGGCAGCCGAUCAAAUUACAAGAUAUUACAGCUAGGAGCAGAUGAAGAUAUAACUGGCGUCAAUGGCUCCAUGUACCUGGUGAAGGACCAGACAGAAGGAAUUAUUUUGUUUAAACACGUCUUCUACGGUGGAGAGAGGAAGGUAAUGCAUUAGGAAUAUAAUAAAUAACCUUAUCAACUGCUAUCAAUAGCAAACACUUCAACUGUGAAAACCUAUGGUCUCUUUGUUACUCUUCGCGAUUUCUAAUAUAAAGAGAGCACAAAUAGCUCAAACCUCACUGGCCUCCCAUCUGGGGACAGUAACUAAUACUUAAGGACGUGAGACAGCAAAGAGUGUGUUUUUUUCUUUAGUUCGUGGUCAGGAUAAAAAAUUUUCGAUGCCUUUUGUAUUGAACUGGACUUGUUUUGUGAAUUCUGAUCUAGAAUCAUUAGUUUUAAAAGUAACUAGUUGAAUAAAUGAAUAAUCUUGCAAUUCAAUGUUCUUCUUAGACGUAAAAUUGCAUAUAAACUAAUAUAGUACAACAUAACUUUUUUUGACUUGGUUAUUUCCGCUCAGACAUGCAAUUUUUGAAGACAGUGUGUUCUGAAACAAAUGCUGAUUCGGCCCAGCUGAGAUCUGUAAAAGUGAUCAGAUUUUAGUUAGGAUCAAUGGCCUGAAAUCUGGUGUGGAAAUUUCUGCGUUUUGGUCUGAAUGAUGGCGGUCCGGAGUAAUUCGCGGGUUCUCAGAGGCGCGGUACGAACUCCCACUUAAAGGUUGUCUGUUACACCCUCCAUCCACUUCGGGAACCAGCUUAUAUUUUACAACGGACAUAUCGAACCAACUUGGUGAAUUCCAUCUCGGUUCAUUAGAAAUAAUGUGUUAGCUUGUUUACACGUGUUAUAUUUAACAGAAGUCUAAUUGAUGCUAAUCCAAACCUGACGGUUGUCUUUACCUAUGACCUUAAAUCUGAGUGCUAUGUUUUUGUGAUCAUUUCUUGAAGUGGUUUGAAGAAAGUUGCGCAGAUGUGAACAGUCUUUUCGAAAGUGGAACAGAUGGAGGCGUCUCCUCAGUCAUCGUGUUAUCUAAGAACCAGUCCUUUGACAUCUUCACCAAAAUCAACUAUAAAGGUCUGCAAACUGCUCUGAAACCAGGAAUGUGGUGUGACACUCCACAAGCCAUGGGAUUCCCCAACGACAAGAUGCAGAGCUUCCGCAUGAUUUGA
Messenger RNA from Porites lobata, 1363 nucleotides. NCBI's taxonomy places the organism in Eukaryota, Metazoa, Cnidaria, Anthozoa, Scleractinia, Poritidae. The record is from the annotation of a GenBank genome assembly.